GAGGUGAGGGGAGACUCCCAACUCCCAAAUGGAACCGGCCGCCUCCUCGCCGUCGCCGGAGCAGCCGCUGCUCGGCCCGGCGCAAGAAACCUCCUCCCCGGGUUCCGGGAACCAGACCUCUUCGCCGCCGCCAGCAUCGGCGGCGGCGGCGAGGCCGAGCCGCCUCGCGGCGCUCAUCGGGCGCGCGGCGGGGCGGCGCGGGCCGUCGAUGCUGGUGCGCGAGACGGCGGCGCUGCAGCUGGAGAGGCGGCGCGCCGACUGGGCCCACUCCCGCCCCGUCGUCGCGCUCGACGUCGCCUGGAACGUCGCCUUCGCCGCGGCCGCGGCGGCGGUGCUCGCCGCCUCCACCGCCGAGAGCCCCGCCAAGCCGCUCCGCCUCUGGCUCGUCGGCUACGCGCUGCAGUGCGUCGUGCACGUCUCCCUCGUCUGCUCCGGCGCACGCCCCCGCCCCGCCGCCCGCGCGCCAAGCCCCGACGUCGAGUCCGAUGCCGCCAACGCUGGGGCCGGGCCCAGCAGCUCCGACAGCGAGGGCGGUGACGACGAGGUGGAGGCGAUGGAGGAGAGGAUCAGCUCUACCGACCGUUGCGAGUCGGUAAACACUAUGAUCUCUUUCCUGUGGUGGAUCAUUGGGUUCUACUGGGUGGUGUCCGGCGGCGACGUGCUCGAACAAGGUGCCCCGAGGCUUUAUUGGUUAACUGUAGUUUUUCUAGCGUUUGAUGUCUUCUUCGCUGUGUUCUGUGUUGUUAUGGCCUGCUUCAUUGGGGUUGCGCUGUGCUGCUGCUUGCCUUGCGUUGUCGCAAUUCUGUAUGCUCUGGUUGGCCAGGAGGGUGCAUCAGAUGCAGAUAUUGGCGUUCUCCCCAGAUAUAAGUAUUCUAAUCCCAGUGAGGAUGGAGAAAAGGGAACUGAUGAGGGGGUUAUGAUCCCUAUACUGAAUAAUAGUGGAACAUCAACAAGUGAACGAAUUCUUCUUCGUGAGGAUGCGGAAUGCUGCAUAUGUAUCUCAUCAUACGAAGAUGGAGUCGAGAUAUCUGCUCUCCCUUGCAACCAUCAUUUCCAUUCAACAUGUAUUACGAAAUGGCUGCGGAUGCAUGCAAAUUGCCCACUUUGCAAGUACAACAUUCUUAAAGGCAACGACAAUUAAAACUCACAAAGGACUUACGCUGACAUAACUUCCAUACCCAAAGCCUGCAGGCAUGAACAUCCUGGAGCAAGCAGCAAGUGAGAAGAUUUGUGAUUCCCAUCCGUUUGUAAUCUAAUGAUAUCAAGAGAUUUUGUUCUUUGUGAGGAUUGGAUGUGUUUUCUGUUUAGGACACGGGCCAGUACAAGUGUACAUGAAUGUACUAUAACUGUGUGCUGUUUUCUGUAUAGGAAGGUCUCAGAAGUGGUUUACGGUUUGGUUU
Messenger RNA from Lolium rigidum, 1400 nucleotides. Its product is annotated as E3 ubiquitin protein ligase RIE1-like. The coding region runs from base 29 to 1141 and encodes 370 amino acids. NCBI's taxonomy places the organism in Eukaryota, Viridiplantae, Streptophyta, Magnoliopsida, Poales, Poaceae. The record is from RefSeq and is a predicted model, not a curated record. The transcript has 5 exons.